Messenger RNA from Penicillium expansum, 726 nucleotides. Its product is annotated as glutathione S-transferase family protein. Bases 1 to 726 code for a protein of 241 amino acids. The record is from RefSeq and is a predicted model, not a curated record. NCBI's taxonomy places the organism in Eukaryota, Fungi, Ascomycota, Eurotiomycetes, Eurotiales, Aspergillaceae. The transcript is spliced from 2 exons.
AUGGCCGCCGAACCCGACAUCGUUUUGUACGACUUGGCCUGCACCAAGAAUGUCUGCUUCUCACCUGUUGUCUGGCGUAUUCGCCUUAUGCUCAAUUAUAAGAGCAUUCCUUACAAAACUAUCUUCCUCGAGUUUCCGGACAUUGAGCCCACGCUAAAGGGACUUGGCCUGGUCCUGGGGGAAUCCGCAUCCAAAUACACCGUCCCCGCAAUCCACCAUGUGCCAACUAAUACAUACAUGAUGGACUCUCUCCCGAUCGCGGAGUUCCUGGAGUCGACCUACCCAAACCCGCCCGUGCCACUAACUUCAGAACUCGGUCUCGAGAUCGAGACCAAGGCACGCAGUGUACUCGGCAAGGCCAUCUACUCGUCAGUGAUGCCCCGCGAGAUCCGCAUCUUGUCCCCGCGCUCGCAGGAGUUCUUCCGGCGCACACGCGAAGCCUCCCUUGGCCACCGUCUUGAGGAUCUGCUUGACGGGGACAGGGAGGAGCGGGUCUGGGACGGUGUUAGUGACGCUAUGGGCGCUGUUGGCCAGCUGCUUCGGACGCACAAGGCGGACGGACCGUUUGUGCUUGGUGCCCUGCCAAGCUACACCGACUUCUUCGUUGCUGGAUCCCUUCAGUGUAUCAGGGUGAUUGAUGAGGGGGUGUUUCAGAGGAUGAUCAAGUACCCUGGCUAUGGUGGGGUUUAUGAAGCUUGUCUGCCUUACAUGGAGAAGAGAGAUUGA